AUGAGAUACCCGCUUUGUCUACUAGCGCUACUUAUAUCGUUGAUCUGCUCGCUUCUUCCCGUUUCUGCCGGAGUGGUUUCCAAAGAGCCGACGCUGGACGAGGGACGGCUGCUGCUCAAUGACGUGAAGAACAAGAACAUUCUUCCAUUAGACUUGCGGUCGCUUCAGGACUGGAAGCUCACCGACUUGCUUCUAGUGAGCGACAUUGAUGGCAACUUGCAUGCGGUCGAGAGAAACACCGGUGCUUCUCUUUGGACGCUUCCUCUCGACGAGCCCUUGGUUCGUGUGUCGAGAAACAGAUUUCCUCGUAAGGAUCCUGAAAACGACACCAAUCUUCUAUGGCUAGUGGAGCCGUACCAGGACGGGUCCUUGUACUACUUCACGCCUCAAUUCGGCCUAAACAAGUUACCCACUACAAUAAAAAACCUCGUCAUGGAGGCUCCGUUUUCCUUGAGCGGUGAUAACAAAAUCUACACUGGCGUUAGGAAGACGUCGUUAUACACUAUAAAUAUGAGAACUGGCGAGGUUCUAAAUCAGUUUGGCUCUGCCGACGAGAGCUGUCCGGCGCCAAACUUAUACAAGUCUCCGAACUUCAGCCCAGACCUGCAAGAAAACACCAUCAUGCUUGGUAAGACGACGUACGAGCUCCUGGUGCACUACAAGUACGACUCCAGCGUCGUGUGGAAUAUCACCUACUCGUCGUGGGGUCCCAAUAACAUAGACAAUGAUUUGAUUAUGCAAAACGGUCAAUCCAUUGACGACCUCUACUUUACCCCUUUCCAUGACAAAUCGCUCUUAGCCAUCAACAAGGGCACCGGCACGCCUCAGUGGAUUUGCAGACUACCGUCCUUGGCCGUCAAUGUCUUUGAUGUCUUCAACAAUGAGGAUAACCCAAACCAAUAUGUCACCCUUCCUCAUCCCUUGAAGGUUCUCAACGACCUCCAGCAUCUUGACGAUGCCCAAAGGGAAACGCCAAACAACGACCUUUGCUUCGUGAACAGAACAGCAAACGGGAAGGAGUGGUUUGCCAUGAGUUUCAAGAAUUAUCCAACUCUCUUAAAAUCAGCCCCUAUAGCGCAGUAUCAAAUGGCCUUGUACCAAUUUGCAACGUCAACAUUAGAUCGCCAGACUCAGGAUUUUCUCUCGAGACUCAAUGUCAGUCGAGAAGAUGUCGAGCCAUUCAUCAAUGGCGUUCACAAGAUCAAUCAUCUUACGCCAGAUUCCAUGUAUCAACCGCAUGUUCAAUUUCGUAAGGAAGAGUACCUAGGGAUAGGUGACGGCUCUGAACUGUCCGGGCAUCUGGAGAACGAGCUGAAACAGGUUCCACACAUGAUUGAUGGUAUUCUUUUCCCAUACACAAGUGACGAGCACGGUCUGGCUUUGGCUACCAUCGACGAAAUGCGCAAGGAGGUCAUUGCAAAUGACAGAAAUUAUCCCACCGGGCUUCCAGCAAGGCAUAGCGACAUGGGAUUUCCUUCAGAUUCGAAUCACAGACUAUCGAUCUUCAGAAGGAUUGCUGAAGAUAUAAUUGUCCUCGCGGUAUUACUUCUAGUGCUAUUCUCUGCUGGUAAGCUUAACGGCUUCUUGCAGUUCACCAAGGGAAGAGAGUAUGACUUGGCUGCAAAGACCGGCGAUGUGGAACUCAAGUUACAUCCCACCAAAAGUACUCGUGCUCCUGUUAUCACGGAGACAGAAGAAAGGAGUGUCGAAGAGAAGCCUCUUCCUAGUAUACCGAAGGAGCUGACUGAAGGCGCCAAGGACAAAGUCGUGACUGCCGAGCUCGAUGAUGAUGAGAAGGUAAAGGCUGUAUUCGAAGACUCGAAGAAAAAGGUUCGAAUAGUAAGCGAAGAGCAACACAAAGAUGAUGCUGGGGCCCCCACACCGGAAGUAAUAAAUGGUCAGGAACCAGAACCUGGUAUUGUCACGAAGAAGAAGAGGAAGAGGGGAAGUCGUGGUGGUAAGCGUGGAGGCAAAGGUAAGAAGACUACUGAAAGCAAAGAAGAUGAUGAUCCAAAGGAUGAAGCAUCCGAAAACACUCAUCAAGCAAGUGAUGAUUCCAGUAUUGAUGACACAGAAGCCAUUGCAACUAAGUCAUUAGUGAAGCAAUUCACAAAAAAGGCGAAUCUGAACAGGAAGUUGCAAAUAGAUAACAAUCUUAUCAUUUCUGAUAAAAUCUUGGGAUAUGGCUCCCAUGGUACAGUUGUCUAUGAAGGUACUUUCGAGAACCGGCCGGUUGCUGUGAAGCGAAUGUUGCUAGACUUUUAUGACAUUGCCAAUCACGAAGUUCGUCUACUUCAGGAAAGCGACGAUCAUCCAAAUGUUGUGCGGUACUUCUGCUCGCAAUCAAGUGAGUCGGAGAAAUUUCUUUACAUAGCGCUUGAACUAUGCGUUUGCUCUCUCGAGGAUCUUGUUGAGAAACCGAAAGUGGAUGAUAGAGCUUUGAGAUUGGAUCACCAUUCCAAAAAUGAAGUCUUGUUGCAGCUUGUAAGUGGCCUUCAUUACUUGCAUUCGCUUAAGAUUGUUCACCGUGAUUUAAAACCACAAAACAUUUUGGUCGGGGACUCGACCAAGAAGAAGAAAUCCAAGUUGUCAUCAGAGUUCAGGUUACUUAUCUCAGAUUUCGGUUUAUGUAAAAAGCUUGACGCUGACCAAUCAUCUUUCAGAGCAACAACGCAACAUGCUGCUUCUGGUACGUCUGGCUGGAGAGCCCCUGAACUCCUCUUGCAUCAUGACUUGAUGGAGAUUUCGCCAGAUACUGUUUCCUCGCUCAACUCCACUUCGAAGCACUCCAUAAAGGACGGGCUUAGUAAUGGCGGCAGUGGGAAGAGGCUCACCAAAGCCAUUGAUAUCUUUUCACUAGGAUGCGUUUUUUAUUACAUCCUUACGGGUGGAGGGCAUCCAUUUGGUGAUCGCUAUUUGCGAGAAGGUAAUAUUGUUAGAGGGGAGUACGAUCUUUCGGCACUCAAACAGCACUGCCCUUAUGAUUGGGUCGAGGCCACGCACUUGAUUGCAUCUAUGAUAUCGUUCAAUCCUAAGACCAGGCCAGAUACAGCUGCAAUCAUGAAACACCCGUACUUUUGGAACUACAACAAAAAAUUGGAAUUUCUUCUCAAAGUCAGCGACAGGUUUGAGAUAGAGAAGAGAGAUCCACCAAGCCCGCUUCUCCUCAGCUUAGAGAGCACGGGGCAUGUUGUUCAUCAAGGCGACUGGCUCGCUAAGUUUGAUCAACAGUUCAUUGAUAAUUUGGGCAAAUAUAGAAAGUACAACACAGACAAAGUGAUGGACCUUUUGAGAGCAUUGCGCAACAAAUAUCAUCAUUUCAAUGAUAUGCCCCCUGAUCUUCAAGUGCAAUUAAGCCCGCUUCCAAUUGGGUUCUAUACCUAUUUCAAUAGGAAGUUCCCGAAACUACUCAUGGAAACGUACAAAGUUGUUGACGAAGAGGGCAUCAAAGAUGAGCAUGUCUUCGAAAGUUUCUACUCGGGAACCCAGGAAUAA
Candidozyma auris is the source of this 3495-nucleotide messenger RNA. RefSeq names its product bifunctional endoribonuclease/protein kinase IRE1 (gene IRE1). Gene Ontology annotation, biological process: protein phosphorylation; mRNA processing; intrinsic apoptotic signaling pathway in response to endoplasmic reticulum stress. The coding region runs from base 1 to 3495 and encodes 1164 amino acids. The transcript has a single exon. Gene Ontology annotation, molecular function: ATP binding; RNA endonuclease activity; protein serine/threonine kinase activity. Gene Ontology annotation, cellular component: IRE1-TRAF2-ASK1 complex. Lineage: Eukaryota; Fungi; Ascomycota; Pichiomycetes; Serinales; Metschnikowiaceae. The record is from RefSeq and is a predicted model, not a curated record.